UCUGAUAUGUUAGAUAUGUAUUCUACAUUUUCUUAUAUCGCGAGGCACUACAAAAAAAUGAGAAAAUUCGAAUCAGCUCAGUGGGAAAAUAUGACACAACUGAACUUGGCCAAGGCGCAGGUACUCACAGGAAAAGAUGUGAAGUCCAUGGAGCGGGUUAACCUGAAACUCUUUGGAGAGGAUGAUCUUAUCAGUCGACUGGCCCUGGUCAACCAGUUACAUCAAUACACGUGCAACACGCCGCAGUCGCCGCAGCUUUUUCUUUACGCUUUUUAUGUGAACUACCUCGUUCACGAACUGAAGGCUCACGCCCUAGUAGAGUGGGCGUGGCUGCUGCUCAGGAAGUUUGGCCAAGGGGGAUCUGUGGAGGAGGAGCAAGCGAGCAGGGAAGCCUACAAGCGGACAGAAGGCACUCUGCCGAAGAUCAAGGAGCUGAUGAGCCUGGCAGAUCGCUCCGUGUGGCGCUGUGAUCCCUGGAAACACGAGGCCGGGGUCACCUACGAGGAGGUCACCCGUCUCCUGCAGGGCUACGUGGAGAACGAGGUGGACCUGAACGACGAUGGAACGUGCCGCCGAGACUGUGGCUACUACAAAUCCGCCAGAAAUGAGGGCUGCUUCGAUAGUGAGUUCUGUUCCGAGCAGCCCAAGUGUUCGGGAGGAGUGCACGAUUGCCGCUUUGUGGAGUCGAAUAUGCAGAUUUGCCAGGCGGAAAAGAACUCCAGCAGGCGGUACGAGUUCAUAGAGUACCAAAGUGGUCUAGUUCAUGGCAAUCAGAAGCCUUGUGGCACGCGAAACAGCGCAAAGAGCUGGAAUCGGUGGCUUUUCGUGGAGUGUAGCUACUGCCUAUGCUUGUGCGAUGAUCAGAGUGCUCGAUCGGAUCGCUACUUCAACCUGCGCCCUGUGAUCGCCGAUGUGGAGAACAACAGGGUCGUGACGGGUCUGCGAUUUGUGAAGAGCAGGCGCAUUUUCCACCUGCAGGUGCAGGAAGGUCAGCUUCUGCCACUUGGAGUCAUCAACGAGACCACUCUUCAGUGGAAGCCCCUGGAUGCGUACUCCAUAUCCGACAAGGAUGUGACUGAACACGCUGACUACCAUACGCUGAGCUACGAAAAGCGAGCCCUUGAUCUGGGUGAUCUGAAGGCGGAUAACAGUGCCGUGGUCACCGGUCUGCGGUUCCGAGUGGUGGGAGCUCAUCUCCAACUGGAGGCCCAGUUCAGCGCACUUGAGUUUGAAAGCGGAAAGCUCAUCGAUCCCAAGAGGACGAGCCAGUGGACGUCCUUGGGCGCCAGUCAGCAUAGGGAGAAACUGCCUCUGAAGGACGCCCAGGUAUCCAGUAAAUCCCCGGAGCUCUCGAUACCCUAUCCAAGUGACAACCAGUACAUCGAAUUUACCAACACGGGCUUCGUUGAGGAUGCUGCCCAAACUACGGUGCCGUUCAUCGAUAUUCAGGACGUCGUGUCGGAACCGGCGGUUCCGCUUUCCGGAAUCGGAAUAUACUAUAAAGGUCUAGAGGGCUACGGUGGUUUCCUGGCGCCCCGAAUCACCACCUACGACUUCACUCCAUAUGUCCACUUGCCCACAUGGGAAUCAAUGCACUCGAAGGAUGCGCAUUGA
Drosophila erecta is the source of this 1614-nucleotide messenger RNA. RefSeq lists its product as uncharacterized. The transcript has 4 exons. The coding region runs from base 7 to 1614 and encodes 535 amino acids. The record is from RefSeq and is a predicted model, not a curated record. NCBI's taxonomy places the organism in Eukaryota, Metazoa, Arthropoda, Insecta, Diptera, Drosophilidae.